CUGAGGCUGCUGCUACUGGGAUAAGGGUGGGAGGGGGAACAAAAACAGGCCCCCCACCUCCAGGGACAGCACAGUAGCUGGGAGGGGAGGGGAAGGCAGGCCCAGGAGGGCGGGAGUCUCAGCCUGAAUGUGCCUUGGGCCUAGAGGCUGAGGCAGUGUGAGAGAGGGAGGAGCCCAGUGAGGCCCCUCCCCCGUAACCAGGCCCCCCUCUCUGCCAGCUCCUGCGGCAUUCCUAAUUGUUGAUGACUGACUCACCCUCACUUCAAAGGCUUGGGCCAAGUUCAGCUAUUUAACCUGCUGCACCCCACACCACUCUGGAAUUCUGCUCUGCGGGGAGCUGGCGCCCCACCUGUGGACCUGCUCCUCACCUGGGCAGGUGCCUCCUCCGGGUCUUCGGUCUUCGGUACAGCCCCUCCAGGGCGAUGUCCUCUGCCCUGGCCCCAGCCAUGGCCGUGCAGGUGCCCCUGUGGCACCACUACCUGCAGGCCAUCCGCUCCCGGGAGGCGUCCCGGGCGCAGGACUACCAACGUGCAGAGAACGUGCUACUCACCGUGCUGGAGCGCGUGCAUGCCCAGGACCCCCGCUUCCUUGUGGAUUACUCCCGAGACCUGGAGGCCUUGCAGUUUGCCCUGCGCUCCUCGGACAGCCCAGUGGACAUGGAGGUGCCCCUGAGGGUGGACGCUGAAGCCCUCCUGAGUGAGGAACCAGGGGCCAGCGAGAUGGGCGAUGGCCCCGUGACCUGCCGCCUGGGUGUCCCUAGAGAAGGGGCCGGCUUGGAGCAGUGGGUGACUGACGACGUCUUCACCGCCUCCUUGAACAGCAGCACCAAGUGCUGCGGCCACAUUGUGCCCAGCAAGGUCCUGCACGUCCUCAAGGACCUUCUGGUGGCUGCCAUCGUGCACUGCAAGCACCAUGGCCUCAUCACGCCAGGUUCUCUGAAGGCGGACAGCCUGCGGGAGGAGGAGCUACGCCUGUCGCUGCUGGUGUCCAGUGGCUGGAGGACAAUCCGCUUCAACGUGGUGCCUGCGGUGCGGUGGAAGCACAGGGUGCCUGUCCUGGAGGGGGCCCAGCGGGCGCCCGGGUUCCCUGAAGGCAGCUUGAAAAGGAUCAUCAGCCAAGAGGUGGCCCUGGUGCCCGCCAGCGUCCAGCUCUGGAGGGUCUCCAUGGACUACCUGCUCACCAGGCUGCUUAGUGCGCUGGGCUCCCUGCCGGGCCACCGCCUGGACAGCCUCUCCAUCCUGGACCGGGUCAACCAUGAGAGCUGGUGCGACAGCGGCCAGAGCCCCGGCCUGACCUUUGACCACCUGAAGGCUGUGCUGCUCUGGGCCUCGGUGCUCUUCCCGGCGCCCGAGGACUGGGCGGAGCUGCAGGGCGCUGUGUACCGCCUGCUCGUGGUGCUGCUGUGCUGCUUGGCCACCAGGAACCUGCCCCACUUCCUCCACCCCGAGCACAACCUGCUGCAGGACACCAGCCUGGACCUCAAUGCCCUCUACCAGCGCGUGGAGCACUUCGCCAGCCAGCCUGAGGCGUCCCUGCGCAUCCACGUCACCCACCUGGGCCGCAGCCCCCCGCCGCGCAUCGGCCACGGGGUCAAGGCGCUCCUGCAGCUGCCCGCCAGCGACCCCACCUACUGGGCCACCGCCUAUUUUGAUGUCCUGCUGGACAAGUUCCAGGUCUUCCACAUCCAGGAUAAGGACCGGAUCUCCGCCAUGCAGAGCAUAUUCCGGAAGACCAAGUCCCUGGGCGGCGAGGACAGCUGAGUGGGCGCCUGGGCUCUGCCGCUGCUACACUGCCCCACAGAGGCUCCUGGGACACGGGCAGAAGACCUUCACCUUGAGGCAGGUGGUGGGUCGUGGAGGGACUUUGUCCGGGGCGGUGGCCUCAUGGGAGUCUAAGAGUGCAGGACAGCGGGCCUCCUGGGAGCAGCUGCCUCGUCUCCAGGGGUGAGGGGCGUGUGCUUCCUGUGUCCAUCCACCUGCAUGGUGCCGUCAAGACUCAGAAAACUGAGUGCCUGGACCUCGAGGACUCGUCCCGUCUGUAUCAAAUGCUAUUCUGUGAGGUGAAAUACUAUGUGUCUGAUCUUGAAUAAAUUAAUGUACCCCCAAGGAAUAGCAAGAGUUCUUGUACCUGCCCACCUACCACAAGCACAAGGAUGGGGCCUGCAGCCUCACUGGAUUUUGGAAAUGGACCUUGGGAAGGUCCAUUUGCUGGAUGGCUCGGAGACGGUGAGUUCUGAGUGGGUCAAAGCACAGACUGGCUGUCCAGCAGGUUCAUGGGCUGGGG
Molecule: messenger RNA, 2283 nt
Organism: Eptesicus fuscus (big brown bat)
Lineage: Eukaryota; Metazoa; Chordata; Mammalia; Chiroptera; Vespertilionidae
Gene: MAB21L4
Product: mab-21 like 4
Exons: 5
Coding region: 423-1760 (445 amino acids)
Source: RefSeq, a predicted model, not a curated record